This is a messenger RNA of Linum tenue, 1528 nucleotides long. The record is from the annotation of a GenBank genome assembly. NCBI's taxonomy places the organism in Eukaryota, Viridiplantae, Streptophyta, Magnoliopsida, Malpighiales, Linaceae.
CACUUUCGAUGUCAUUUUCAUUAUUAACACAGAGCAUACACUUCUUCUCCCUCUCUAUCUCUCUCUGGCCUUUUUGUUCCCUUUCGUUCGUUCUUUCGAAUUUAAAAAUUGAAAGAGAACUGUGUUAAUUUUUUUUUGAAAGAGAACCACUAUUUCAUCCCCCCUGGUUCUAAUUUAACUGGAACCGCGCUAGAGCGAGAGAGGGAAGCGAGAAGAGAAAAUGGACGACUACACGAGAGAGAUGAUGGACCUCAAGACCCUCGUCACUCGAACACUUGAGAAGAAAGGGGUUCUCGCUAAGAUCCGGGCGGAACUCAGAGCAAGUGUCUUUGAAGCGAUUGAAGAGGAGGAUAGGGUAGUUGAAAAUGAAGAAGGCUUACCACCUGCAUUACUGGGUAGCUGCAAUGACCGCGCAAAGCAGCUUCACGCGUCCCCAUCAGGGAGGCUAUUAACUGCACUAAUGUGUGAGUACUUGGACUGGGCACAACUAAAUCACACUCUCAAAGUAUAUCUACCUGAGUGCAACUUGCAAAAGGAUUCGUGGAAAGCAGAAUUAAAAGAAUUCAGUAGCAAUAAUGGGUACGAUCUCAACAGGAAUGGAGAUAGUGGUCCUUUGCUUCUUGAUGUACUCGAAGGAUUCUUGAAGUAUGAGGUUUGUCAUUAGAUUUCUUUCUGAUGGUUUGAUGAAAUUAUUUUUUGGAAGUGGUAUUUAUCAUGUACCUGCUGUAUGAUGAUGGGAUGCAAGAUAGCCUGAUAGUCUUAUCUAGAUUGACAUUGAUAAUCUUAAAUCAGUUGCCUAUUGGAUAAAUCUGACCAAGGUUUUGUUUUCUAGAUGAAAGUUUGCUGAUGCUUUACGUUGAGAUAUACAAACUGCUUCCAUAAUUCUUUACCUUGAUGUUUAAACAGAAUCUAACUCAAGGCAGGGGGUCUGGAAGGAGAGUGUCAGAAAAUGAGUCCUUGUCUAACUUAGACUCGAGGAACAUGCGGAGGCCCUCUUCAUCAUCUGUUGCUGGUGGUUUACCUCCUUUAGGAAGGCCGGGUGCAUCAUCGUCAUCUGACAGGAGAGGAGGGUCCUCCAUGAGCGGUGGUUACAGAAAAGACGACUACAAUUGGAGGUCUGAUAGUGAUGAGAUCCCUGAGGAAGUAAAUCGAGCUUCAGCUGCACUUGAAAACCUUCAGUUGGACAGGAAAGCUCGGAAUCUGACAUCAUCCUGGCGGCCUGCUGGAGAUGGGAUGAGUGACGAUGACAGAAGGGCGGAUCAUUUUUAAGCCUGGAAAUUGACAUUUCUUCUUUUGCUCGUGUAGUUUAGUGUGUAUUUUGUGUUAUUGAAUCCAAUGCACUGUUUUUAACGAUUGCUCAGAAAGCAAGUAAUAUGAGAGGGAUAUUGGGUAGUGCUGUUUGUAUGAUUUCCCCCCUCAUUCUGUUCUUAGUGAUGCUUUUUCCUAUUAUUCCACACGAGCCUUCUUGUUAUCUCUGCUUCACUUCCUCUCAUGCAACUUUCAUAAUCCGAGUGCAAUCGUUCGAGUG